Exophiala xenobiotica is the source of this 1367-nucleotide messenger RNA. RefSeq lists its product as uncharacterized. The record is from RefSeq and is a predicted model, not a curated record. Gene Ontology annotation, cellular component: DASH complex; mitotic spindle pole body; mitotic spindle. The transcript has 4 exons. NCBI's taxonomy places the organism in Eukaryota, Fungi, Ascomycota, Eurotiomycetes, Chaetothyriales, Herpotrichiellaceae. Gene Ontology annotation, biological process: attachment of spindle microtubules to kinetochore. Bases 79 to 1332 code for a protein of 417 amino acids.
CACGCAGUGGACGCAGUGCGCUGGAUUCAGUGCGUUGACGCAGCUUGUAAGCCAAGAGAAACCACGACAUUGAAAGUCAUGUCUCGCAUCAGUUCUGCGGCGCAGCCACGGGCGCUCACCUUGACCGAGGAGCUGGAGAAAUUGGAACAAUCCAUUACAUUAACUCUGCAAGAGAUCGAUCACAACUUCAGCCGAGCCCACCGGAUAGUCACGUCCAGCAUUCUCCCUAUCGUUGAACAAUACGGGGGCCAUUCGAAGGAGGUGUGGGAGGGAUCUAGAUUUUGGAAGCAAUUUUUCGAAUCGAGUGCCAAUGUUUCCUUGUCGGGCUAUGAGGAACAACCGUCUCAACACGAAACAAUAGACAACACGGUCACGGAGGAAUCUCACUCGACCACCCAGACCACCCUCGAAACAUCAGAGUCAUAUGAGACACCAAAUGCACAACACAUCUCUACCGAUUCCAUACAGGAUCUUGACCUAUCAAACUUGUCCAUCUCGCCCUCCCACAGCACGCCGCGACCUCCGAGAGCUCAGAAGGCCAAUUUCGCCGAUUAUCCCUCUCCAUACGAAGCCCUGCGCCAGGAGGUCAACAACACGGCAGUUGAUGCUACAUCCUUGACCCAGACCGCUUUGCCUGAAACCCCCGGAAGACCAGUCUUCCCAACUGACGCGAUUGCACGUACUCCGGAAUCCUCCCCCUUCUUGCCUCCACAGCCGACCUCGAUACCCCGUCCUUCGACAGCCCGCAAAAGGACCGAUCCCCUUCUUCAUCGAGUUUUGGACCGCACUUACCGUGUCCAAGCAACGCCACUGACCACCAAUCGAUAUGCAAAUAUUCAACCGAUAACAGCAGCCACGCCUUCGACGGCAAAGCGCCAGCAUAUGACAGCGGAUGCAACCUUAUCAUCGAGCCCGGAGGUGGCUCCACCAGAGCUGCAUCCGGAGAUAUUCUCCUCUCCCGAGCGCAAGGUCCGGAUUCCAGGAGUAAGUCUAUUGACACCAGCAAAGCACAAAGGGGAUGCCGCCAAGGCACCUAGUCGGACCCCGGGCAUCUGGGACAGCGAUGAAGAUGACUUGGAAGAUGACAUUGAUUUUGGACAAAGCCCACCAAAAACGAUGCAGUUUCAUGUCCCGCAGAACAGGCUUCUGAAGACUCCAGCCAAAGAAGCCUCGCGACGGAUCGUGGAAGAUAUUUUGACAAAUGCUGGGAUGGACUUUGGCGAGGAAGAAAUCGAUUUUACUCGUGAGCUAGAGACGCAGGACUUUGAGUUUGGCGCCGCAAGCCCCAGCGUUGUUCGCCCUUCUGCCAACAUCGAGGACGAAACGUUCUAGACAUGCUACGACCUAAUACACAAGAUUAAAAAAAA